AUGCUUAGAAGAUAUACGUGUCUAGCUUUAGCGUCAAAGAAGAGUUUACAUCAUUCUUCUGUCAGGUCUAACUUCCUUACAGAGCUAAGAGCAGUUAAAGAAGACUUUGCAAGUAGAUCAGGUGCCACUGAAAAUGAUGGAAAGCAAACUAUCAAGAUAGAUGGGGAAGAGGAAACUGAAGUUCAGGAAAAAUUGCAAGAGAUAUUGAGCAAGUCCCGUAAAUCGACAUUUUCUGAUCCCUCUAAUCGUGAACUUGAUUUAUCAAGACUGAAUACGGAUAUCUACAAUGAGAUUGUAGAUAACUUAAAGAAACGUAGAAAGUUUAGGAUAUUCCUUCCUGAAAAAGAAUGGAGAGAAAAUUUUCUGCAGACCAUGAAAACACAUUACCCUAAGGUCCUGAAGGCUCAUAGACACAAGUUUAUGAGAGAAAUGGUGGAAGAUUCCUUCAAGAAUGCAACUAUUUCGCCUUACUCUGCAUGCGAUCCAAUAACUAUUGGUGAUUUGGUUGCCUUAGCAGAUGAUACAGCAGAAUUUUAUAUUGUAGUUGGUAUUCCUGAGAAACUUAGCUCUCCGUACUACACUUGCAUCAACAAAGAAGGUGAAUUAGUAUUUGUAAGUAGAGAUAAGUUCAAAUUAAGGUUCCCUCAUGCCAUUCCCAAGAAGUACGACAUGUUUUUACAAUGUCUAGUUGAACCAGAGAAGAAGUGGAGAGAUUUUGCACCAAUAGGAUAUCCAGACGCUGAAUUUCUGAGAUCUGAAUUGGCACGUCCGAAUGAAUUUCCACCAGAGAGAAUAGGGAAGAAGAAGAGCAAACACAAGAAAUAUGUAAAGCCUGAACAAACAUUCAAGGAACAGGUAAAUGCAGGGCAACUAUUGAACGAGCAAGCAUCUCAGGAAUAUAACCUCGAAGAAGAACUAACUUCCAACGAUGAAGAUGAUUUUAUUGUAAAUAGUGCCGCAGGACAAUUGUUGACAAAUUCUGACGUAAUGACGUACCAUGUUCUGUGGUUUUCUCGAGAGCUUUAUUCUGAGCCGUUGCGUGAUUUAAGUAUCCGCAUCUCUGAUGAUAUGAACUUGAUUUCAAAGAAAUUGGAAUAUUUGCAUAGAUUAUUACAAUUCGACGCAACAGGUGGAAUAAUCGACUCACCGGUAACAAUAUCCAUAUUUGAACUUUUGGAAUAUGUAACUAAAUUGGACUUAGAUCAGGCGAGGGAGUUUGCAGCAGGUGGACGUGAAACAAUCGCAAAAUACAAUGAAGAGAUUAUGAAACUGUCUGACAUGAGCCUUUAUCCGUCCCCUUUGAGAACAAUUUAUCAAGUACAACGGUACCUCCGCCUGCAUAAUUUGAUUGAUGAAGAUAGCAACAAAUUGGGAAAGGAUAUUCCAAUUAUUGGAGAGCAAAUUGGAGAAUACAAUAUUUCGACAUACUUAACUGUGAUAUUGGCAUUGAGACAUCAAAGUAGAAUGUGGAAUUUGAAUCAGUCCAAUCCUUCGAACCCCCCGAUUAGUUUGACCAUAUUACCAGUUCACUAUAUUGGUAAUAUAAGUUUUUUAAUAGAGAAAUUGAAAUCGGAGGGCUUAACCUUAAAAUUUGCCAAUUAUGUUGUCUCUUGUAUGAAUGGAGAACCUAAAGAUGUUCCAGAAUACUAUUCUGAAACUGUCAACUUGUUGAAGGACUAUAUUGCUGGAAACUUCAGUCAUGAUGCAGAAGCUGGCACCACAGUAGUUUCUAUAGUAAGAAAAGUUGAAGAGCUCGCUAAGGCGCAAAAUUUGCCAAUGAAUUCUAGACCUGAAGCAUCAUUUGAUUAUUCGAAACUUCGAUGCUAUGAAAUUCUUCAAAUAUUGAAAAGUAAGUCAGGAGUAAUGAAAAACAAGGAGGAUGCUAUAAAAAAUAUCUGGGAAAAUCCAAUCAACUGGUCAAACUCGCUUCAAUUACCACACCAGGGAGUUCUGAAUAUUUCUGAUAACAAUAGCAUGUUUUACCAGUACAUGGAUGACCAUCUCGUUGGUAGAGAAAACGAAUUACAUGAUAUAAGGGAACUAAAGGAGAAGAAACAGGCGAAUAAAGUUUUGGAACCUUCUGAUCUUCUAUUAGAUGAGGAAUUAAAGAACGAUUCAGAGCAAUUUAUACCAGAUUGUUUAUAUGAGACUGACCCAUUGGAUUCAAUUCGUCAAGAUUUCACGAAUGUACCUAUAUACUGCAUUGAUUCUGAGACAGCUCAUGAAAUUGAUGAUGGUAUCUCUAUUGAAGAAGUUGAUCAAAACUAUUUAAUUUCCGUUCAUGUAGCAAAUCCGACAUCAUACAUCAAACCUAAUUCCAGUUUAGCCAAUAUAGCCUUUGGAAAGGGAACUACUACGUAUUUGCCAGAAGGACCAACUAUGAUGCUUCCAAAAUUUAUCUCUAAUUUGGCUGGUUUGGGAGAUGCCUCACAGGGAAAUAAAAUUAGGACAUUCGUGGUUCAGUUUGAGCUCCCUAAGUCGCAGAUAGAUUCGUACCUUGUGCAAAAGGAAAUAGAUGCCAAUUACUCUGAUGUCAAUGUUCUUGAAGUAAUCAAAAAGCACAUGGACAGUUCCUCUGCAGUGAAAGUUGGGCUUGCGUCAAAUUUUCCCCAGGGCUUCACUUAUGCUAAAGUUAAUUCGAUAUUAAACGAUGAGUCGAAAAUUGAGGCAUUCAAGUCAAAUUCAUUGAAAGACAUCAACCAUGUAAACCUAUUCAAACUACAUGGAAUCUCAAAAGUGUUAAAAGAUGUCAGAGUCUUGCUUGGAGAUGCCAUAUCAUUCCAAGGUAAUAGCUCUUCAGUCAGUGUCAACUAUACGAAGAAGAAUUCUGAUGAAACACACUUCAAAGCCAAAGAUGACUGCUAUGAAAUUGGUCUCUUCGGUCACAAUGCGCCAACGAUCUCUAUAGACCAAAAUGGCAACCAGAGUUCGGACUCCAAGUCACAACUUCUUGUCUCAGAGUGUAUGAUUGGUGGGAACCUAUCAGCAUCGAACUUCGCUUCGAAGCAUAAGAUACCAAUCAUCUAUAGAUCACAGUAUAUGAACUUACAUGACUCUGUCGCAGAAGAACUAGGUAGAAUUUCAAAGGACAAACAUGCAUUGCAGCAAAAUAUGGAUGUUGAAAACAUGGCAAAAGUAUUACCGUUCUUGACAUCUGCCAGGUUUCAAACCGAGCUGCCGAUUAAACCACAUCAAUCAUUAGGAGUGAAAGGUUAUGCAACAGUCACCUCUCCAUUGAGAAGAUUUGUAGAUAUGGUAAACCAUUGGAAAUUUGAAGAUUUCUUGUUGUCUAAACAAAAUGGUAAAGUGCUUUCUAGAAUCCUUGAUUCUAAGCUUCCAUACAUAGGAAGUCACUUGCAAAGCUGUGAGCUUAUAAACAAACAAUCUCAAAGAUUUUCCCUCAACUUUUGGGUGGGGGUGUUUUUAAAACAAUAUGAUCAUUUAUUGUCGUUAAAUGAGAUCGAGCCAAUUAAAUUCAAAUUAAUGAUCCAGUCAAGACCCAUAAACGGGCUCAUAAGAGUUCAAAUGCUUGAUUUUGCCAACAUUAGAGCAUCCAUAGAAGUGACACCGUUGUUCUUGAAGCACUUUAAAGAAGAAGAGCUAGGCGCCGGGAAGACUAUACAUGGAUACUUUGAGUUUGUGAAACUAGACUACAUUGAGCAUGAGGUAGUUCUCAGAGUAAGAGAAUAG
Dujonia railenensis is the source of this 3690-nucleotide messenger RNA. NCBI's taxonomy places the organism in Eukaryota, Fungi, Ascomycota, Pichiomycetes, Serinales, Debaryomycetaceae. The record is from the annotation of a GenBank genome assembly.